Haemonchus placei is the source of this 351-nucleotide messenger RNA. The record is from the annotation of a GenBank genome assembly. Lineage: Eukaryota; Metazoa; Nematoda; Chromadorea; Rhabditida; Trichostrongylidae.
AUGUAUUCCAAGUCCCUAACCACGACAUUCCCUAUUCAGUUUGACGACCUGUCGUUCACUUGCGAACAGUUGGCAUGCGAGGGAAAAAUGGUGUUGGUUGCUGCACUUGACGGUGAUUUUCUGAGGAAGCCAUUCGCCGAAGUGUCGCAGUUGAUUUCGUUCAGUGAUGAAAUCAAAAAGCUGUCAGCAGUUUGCAUGGAAUGUGGUGACGACGCUCCGUUCACAUUCAGAUGCACCAACGAGAGGGCGGUUGAAGUGAUCGGUGGUGAGGACACGUAUCGAGCACUAUGCAGGACCUGUUACUAUACUCGUUCAAUCCAAAAGGACUGUAAACGUCCAAGAUCAGGAUGA